Molecule: messenger RNA, 741 nt
Organism: Notothenia coriiceps (black rockcod)
Lineage: Eukaryota; Metazoa; Chordata; Actinopteri; Perciformes; Nototheniidae
Gene: birc5b
Product: baculoviral IAP repeat containing 5b
Exons: 4
Coding region: 148-588 (146 amino acids)
Source: RefSeq, a predicted model, not a curated record
CCGCCCCCCCUGAACACGAGUUGAAUCAGGCCAAAUUGGAAACACCUGAGCCGCGUCAGAGCAGCGUCAGCAUGUGUGCACAUUAGGAUACCGUCCACAAUUACACCGUGAAAUAACUCGAGUUGAGGCCGUUUUUCUGCUGGAGUUAUGACAAGCAUAGAUGUAUUGUCCACCAGGUUUGCCGCCUUUGACAAAAUGCAUUCCUAUGAAUCACGCGAACAAAGCUAUGUAGACUGGCCAUUUAGAGAGGAUUGUUACUGCACUCCUGAAAAGAUGGCCAAGGCUGGGUUUGUCCACUGCCCCAGUGAGAAUGAGCCUGAUGUGGCGUGCUGUUUCUUCUGUCUGAUCGAACUUGAGGGCUGGGAGCCAGAUGAUGAUCCCAUGUCUGAACACUUGAAACGCUCUCCGAACUGUGGAUUCUUAACCUCGAAAAAAGAUUUCACUGAAAUGACCGCGGCUGAUUUCUGUCAUAUGGAAAGAGAGAGGCUUAAGGUCUACCUUAAAAAAAUUUGUCACAAGAAGAUGGCAUAUUUGCGGGAGGACAUAGACCGUACCCUUGGGAGACUUAUAUCUCAGUUUGACAUUUAACUGAUUGAAAUCAAACUUCCUGUCUUUGUUGUGUCAUUUUAUAGCAACACUAAUCUUAAGGGUGUAGCGUAAGCUUUUAGUCUUGACUAAAUAUUUGUAUUUAAUGGUAGUAUGACAUAUCAAUAAAGUUGUUCCAAAUAUUACUCUUCAAUU